GCAGCGUACGGGGUGGAGAGGAAUCUCAGUGCUGCUGUGUUCGAUGCCGAAUCUGCUGCUUUGCUAAUAAAAAGCCCAUUUUCAAUUAGCCACACUAAUUACACAAAUCUGGGCAUGGACUCCCAGGAAGGAAGCACUACUGAAUUAUGAAGCACCACCCUUCCGGACCCUCCCUCUCCGUCUCAAGUUACCACCGUCGCUGCCGUCAUCACAGCCGCUGCCACUAGAGCUGCUGCAUUCGGACUCCCCCAAAUAAAAAUAAAGAGCCCCCAACCACCAGCACCAGCACCAGCUGCCCUGCAGACACAUGGUGCAUUGUUGCCAUUCUCAAACCCGCGUCUCCGAGCUGUGGCAUCCCGCUCACCCUCGGCAAAUCUAGGGUCAUCCCUUUCCGGAUAAAAAUAAAAGUUGUGUGUGUGUGUGUGCGCGUCUUUUUUUUAAUCCGGGGGCACACACACCCACGAGCUGCUCCUUGCCGACGCUCCCUGGUCUCGCGGGGGGUUUGGGCCGAACAUGGAGCCCAGCAUGGAGAGCUGCUUGGCUCAAGUGCUGCAGAAGGAUGUGGGGCGGCGCCUGCAGGUCGGGCAGGAGAUCAUCGACUUCAUCGCCGACAAACAGAAAUCCCAUGACCUGGAACAGGACCAGACCAUGCUGGACCGCAUGGUCGACGGAAUCGCCACCACCUGGGUCAACUCCAGCAACUUCAAGGUGGCUUUGCUGGGAAUGGACAUUCUGUCUGCCUUAGUGACAAGGUUGCAGGACCGCUUUAGAACUCAAAUUGGGACAGUCCUUCCCAGCUUGAUGGACCGCUUAGGGGACGCCAAGGACCAGGUCCGUGAGCAGGACCAAGCUCUGCUGUUAAAGAUCAUGGAUCAAGCUGCCAGCCCACAGUACGUAUGGGACCGAAUGCUCGGGGGAUUCAAACACAAGAACAACAGGACCAGGGAGGGAGUGUGCCUUUGCCUUAUCGCCACGCUAAACGCAUACGGAGCCCAAGGCUUAACCCUCAGCAAAAUUGUGCCCCAUAUAUGUAACCUCUUAGGAGAUCCCACAAGUCAGGUUCGGGACGGGGCCAUGAACUGCCUGGUGGAGACGUACAGGCACGUGGGAGAGAGGGUGCGGAUGGAUCUCAGUAAAAAGGGAUUGCCACAAUCACGGUUGAAUGUAAUUUUCAGCAAAUUUGAUGAAGUCCAAAGAUCCGGGAACAUGAUUCUCUCCUCAGCUUCAGAGAAGAACUUCGACGACGAAGACUCCGUGGACGGGGGCAGGUCCUCUUCCUCCAAGUCGGCCCCCAGCGGCCGAAAAGUUGUGAGCAUGGGCUCCAUGCGCCGGCCUGGGACUGCAGGGCCCAAAGGCACAGGGAAAGAAGGUGCCAGUGCAGGCGCUGUGGAUGAGGAGGACUUCAUGCGCGCCUUUGAAGAUGUUCCCGCAGUACAGAUUUACUCAAACAGGGAGCUGGAGGACUCCUUGAGCAAGAUCCGGGAGGUUCUCUCUGAUGACAAACACGACUGGGAGCACAGAAUCGUCGCGCUGAAGAAGGUGAGGUCUCUCCUCCUGGCGGGAGCGACAGAAUAUGAGGGCUUCUUCCCACAGCUACGCCUCCUGGAGGCCUCCUUCAAGCUCUCGGCGAAAGACCUCCGCUCUCAAGUGGUGCGCGAGGCCUGCAUCACGCUCGGCCACUUGUCCUCCAUCCUGGGGAACCGGUUUGACCACGGCGCAGAAACCAUCAUGCCCACGCUUCUCAACCUGGUCGCCAACAGCGCCAAAAUCAUGGCCACGUCAGGCAUAGCUGUAAUCCGCCUCAUCAUACGGCACACACACUACCCACGCCUGAUCCCCAUCAUGACCAGCAACUGCACCUCCAAAUCUGUGGCAGUCAGAAGGCGCUGUUAUGAGUUCCUGGACCUGUUGUUGCAGGAGUGGCAGACACACUCGCUGGAGAGGCACGUGGCGGUCCUGACCGAGACCAUCAAGAAGGGCAUCCAUGACGCCGACUCGGAGGCCCGGUCUGUCGCCAGAAAGUGCUACUGGGGUUUCCAUGGACACUUCAGCCGGGAGGCGGAGCACCUGUUCCAGGCCCUAGAGUCGUCCUAUCAGAAGGCCCUGCAGUCUCACCUGAAGAGCUCUGACAGUAUCGUGUCCCUGCCUCAGUCUGACCGCUCCUCCUCCAGCUCCCAGGAGAGCCUAAACCGUCCCCUGUCGGUUAAGAGUCACAUUGGAAGCAGCAUAAGCCGAAGCAAAGGGGUGACCCCCAGGGUGUCGUCGACCCCCGGCUCCCUGCAGCGCUCCCGCAGCGACAUCGACGUCAACGCCGCCGCCAGCGCCAAGCACAGGAUGGUGGCCGUGCCCUCCGCCUCGCCCUUCAGCUCAGCUGCCGCCCUCCCCCCGGGGUCCUACGCCUCUUUAGACGGCACGUCGGGUAGACCCGAGGGCAGAGUUCGGGGCAGCACAGUGGGCGCGAACGCAACGGUGACAGACAGCAGGGGGCGCAGUCGGGCCAAAGUGGUGUCGCAGUCUCAGCCCGGGAGUCGGUCCAGCUCCCCGGGGAAGCUCCUAGGGCACGCCUACGGGAGGGUCCCGCGAGCGUCCGCCGCUGUCACGCCCUCCGACAAACGCACCAAGAUCCCCCGCAGCCAGGGCUGCAGCCGCGAGACCAGCCCCAGCAGACUGGGCCUGGCCCGGAGCAGCCGAAUCCCGCGGCCCAGCGUGAGUCAGGGCUGCAGUCGCGAGAGCAGCCGGGACACCAGCCCCGCCCGGGGCUUCACCCCUCUGGCCUCUCGACGUCACUCCCGUUCCACCAGCGCGCUCUCCACGGCCGAUUCCUCCGGCCAGUCAGACCGUUUUGGGCUGGUCCACCAUGCCCGGAUCUCGGCCUCUGUGAACGCCAUGCGGGUUUUGAACACCGGGACAGAGGUGGAGGCCGCGGUUGCGGACGCCCUGCUGUUAGGAGACUCCCGGAAUAAGCGGAAGCCCGUGAGGCGGCGGUACGAGUCGCCGGGGAUCUACUCGGACGACGACGCCAACAGCGACGCGUCGAGCGCCUGCUCGGAGCGCUCUUACGGCUCCCGGAACGGCGGGAUCCCGCACUACCUGCGCCAGACGGAGGACGUGGCAGAGGUGCUGAACCACUGCGCCAGUGCCAACUGGUCCGAGAGGAAGGAGGGCCUGCUGGGCCUGCAGAACCUGCUGAAGAGCCAGAGGAUACUCAGCCGAGUGGAGCUGAAAAGGUUGUGCGAGAUCUUCACCAGGAUGUUUGCAGAUCCACACAGCAAGCGUGUGUUCAGCAUGUUCCUGGAGACGCUGGUGGACUUCAUCACCAUCCACAGGGAGGACCUGCAGGACUGGCUGUUUGUGCUGCUCACGCAGCUGCUGAAGAAGAUGGGGGCCGACCUGCUGGGCUCGGUGCAGGCCAAGGUGCAGAAGGCUCUCGACAUCACCAGGGACUCCUUUCCCUUUGACCAGCAGUUCAACAUCCUGAUGCGAUUCAUUGUUGAUCAGACACAGACUCCAAACCUCAAGGUGAAGGUGGCCAUCUUGAAGUACAUCGAGUCCCUGGCCCGGCAGAUGGAUCCCGCGGACUUUGUGAACUCCAGCGAGACGCGGUUGGCCGUGUCCCGCAUCAUCACCUGGACCACAGAACCAAAGAGCUCCGAUGUCAGAAAGGCUGCCCAAGUGGUCCUGAUCUCGCUGUUCGAGCUGAACACGCCCGAGUUCACCAUGCUACUGGGAGCUCUGCCCAAAACAUUCCAGGACGGGGCUACCAAACUCCUGCACAACCACCUGAAGAACUCUAGCAAUGCUAGUGUGGGCUCUCCAAGCAACACCAUCGGACGCACCCCCCCUCGGCACCCCGCCAGCCGCACCAGCCCCCUCACCUCCCCCACCAACUGCUCCCACGGGGGGCUUUCACCCAGCAUGCUGGAGUACGACACUGAGAACAUGAACUCGGACGAGAUCUACAGCUCACUGCGCGGAGUCACCGAGGCCAUCCAGAGCUACAGCUACCGCAGCCAGGAGGACCUGAACGAGCCAAUCAAGCGCGAGGGAAAGAAAGACGACGCUUCCGGUCGCGAUGGGGUGGCAGCUUCCCCGGGCAUGGACCCGCGGCUGGGCAUGGAUGCAGUGGAGGGCUGCCGAACAGCGCUGGAUAACAAGACUUCGCUGCUCAACACCCCGUCCCCCCGCUCCUUCGCCGGGCCCCGAGGUCGAGAGUACAACCCCUACAGCUACGGCGACACCAUCAGCGCCUACGACAAGAGCGCCCUGAAGGAGGCGGUGUUCGACGACGACGUGGAGCAGUUCCGAGACGGCCGACGCCAGGACUGCGGUGAAAACAAGAUGUUGCAUCCCAAGGGCUUUGCUCCUAGUAAAGUUCCCCUGGACCACUCGGACCUGGUGGCAGACCUGCUGAAGGAGCUGUCCAAUCACAACGAGCGCGUGGAGGAGCGCAGGGGGGCGCUGGUCGAGCUGCUGAAGAUCACACGCGAGGACAACCUGGCCGUCUGGGACGAGCACUUCAAAACCAUCCUGCUGCUGCUGCUGGAGACGCUCGGGGACAAAGAUCACACAAUCCGGGCCUUGGCUCUGCGCGUGCUGAAAGAAAUCCUGCGCAACCAGCCGGCCCGCUUCAAGAACUACGCCGAGCUCACCAUCAUGAAGACCCUGGAGGCCCAUAAAGACUCCCACAAGGAGGUGGUGCGUGCAGCAGAAGAAGCUGCCUCCACGCUGGCAGGCUCCAUCCACCCGGAGCAGUGCAUCAAGGUCCUCUGCCCCAUCGUGCAGACAGCCGACUACCCCAUCAACCUGGCCGCCAUCAAGAUGCAGACCAAGGUCAUCGAGCGCAUCGCCAAGGAGUCUCUUCACCAGCUACUGCCCGACAUCAUCCCCGGUUUGCUGCAGGGCUACGAUAACACAGAGAGCAGUGUACGCAAGGCCAGUGUGUUCUGCCUGGUUGCUAUCUACUCUGUGAUCGGUGAAGAGCUCAAACCCCACUUGGCCCAGCUCACGGGCAGCAAGAUGAAGCUGUUGAAUUUGUACAUCAAGAGGGCCCAGACGACCAACAGCAACAGCAGCAGCUCCUCGGACGUGUCCACGCACAGCUAGCGGGGGUCGAACACGCGGCACCCUGCAGCCGGCCGCGUAAAACAGCUGUGCCUCUUAAAGACCUCUCCGUUCCACGUGCUCCCCCGCAGACCCGCUCAAGGGGAACAUUUUGCUUGUUGCAAUCAGUGUUUUCCGUUUAUCCCAUUUUCAUUCUCAUGUGAACUUAGCCUUUUAUUCCACACUGUAUCCCGCCCCCCACCCCUCCCCUGUUGUUUUAUAGAAUGAUGAAUGUAUGGAGGCCUGAGGCAGUGGUGAAUGCUUUCUACAGGUUUUUUUUUUGGUCGUUAUUGUUGCUCCUCUUUUUCAGUCUUCGGGAAACAGAGGAGUGUCACUCCAUAAUUCAGCCUCCUGCAUCUGGUAUAUUUUUUUUGAACUGCGGUCAGUUUAUUUAGCCAAGAGUGAAAAGUAGUUGUGUGAAAAUGAGUAAGCAGGUGGAGGGCAAGGCGUACUCCGGGUGCUUUGAAGCGAAAUCUUCAGCAGCUGCCCUUAAAAUGAAAAAGGCUAAAGAAAACAGUGCUUAAAAAAGUAAAGUUCGCAGCAUUCCGCAAAAUUGUUGUUCUUGGGAAAACACUAAACUCAAAAGAGCCUGCAUUUCAGAUACCUUUGUAAAGUGGUAGACUUGUUUUAGGUUUAAUCGUUCAUUUGAAUUUCGGUUUGUGAUUGACGAUCAUUUGGCUGGCCCAGUGAUUACAUGAAAGAAUUGUAACAGGGGUAAAAUUUAACAUUGAGGUUUGGGUACAAUAAUAACCAAAAAUUGUAGUAUUAAAAUUAGGAUAUUUUAUUUCCAUUUUAUGGGACUCUUUAUUUAACCAGUGUCUAAGGACCAUGCUGUCACCCCCUGUAUUUAGUCAAAUUUGCAUAGCAGUUUCUUCUGUUUUAUAUUUUACUUUUGUCAAUCACUAUGAAGGCCAGAUGAAGCCAGAGAAAUGUUGUCUUUUAUUAUUUUAGUAACAAAUCUAGUGAAACAAAUCAGAAUGUUUUGUAGGGACCUCAUUAAAUGAAAAGUAUUAGCAGACUGACUUGCUGGCAUAUUGCUUAGCUUAAGGAAAGGAUGACAAAGCUACUUGUAUGUGGUGAUGUCCUUAUCAGUGUUCUCUUUAUUUUGUGUAAGUUAUUGAUCACUUUAGUAAACUUAGAAUGUCAAGUUAGACCACAAUGUGAAGACAAACAAGUGAGGAAAAAGAUCAAUCAGAGGUCAUCCUUUUUUCCUGGAAAAACCUUGACAAUCGGAAAUGUAAAAUGUUUAUAACUGGUAAAUACCUUGAGACAAAAUGUUUAAAUAUAAAGUGCCAGUGAAUGAGAUUGUUCACGUAGACCUACUAUGGCAAAGAAAUGCUUAUGAGUAAGCCUGCCUAUUGCAAGAACACUGAUUUUUGGAGAGAAGAGAAAUCUCCAUUUAUUGGAUGUGCUGAUAAGUCAAAGCACUGUAAAUUCCAAAUCUGCAAUAUUUAAUCUAAUCAAUUUAAUCUUUUUAGCUUCACAAUCGACUGGGUUUGUCUAAUAAUAUGGCAUUUCAAGUGUAAUUCCAUACCAGAUUCCUGAUUACUAUGAAUGUUACUGGUACAUAUUUGACACUUAAGACACUACCAGGCCUUACUUUCUUUUUCAAAGUACUCUUUCGCUAUAUGGACUGUUAAAUACAGCCUUUUCUCCUCUAAUGUGAAGACGCAUUUAGUGCAUUUAGUUUAAUGCAUUUAAAAUGCCGGAAUAAAAUCAAAGGAAGGAACCUCUGUUUAUAAUUCCAAAUUUGUUGUCACCUACCCCACUGUAUAGUCAUAACUCUUGCAGUUGAAGAAAGAAAAUUAUUAAUGAGAACCACAAAUUUGUACAUUAUUUUCGCCGCUUCGCAGACUUAUUAGAAAGCAAAAAAGGGGUCACUACGACCUCAUGUUUUGCACGUUAGCAGUUAGCCUGCAUGUUUCAGCUACACUUCUUUUCGCUGCUACUUGAUUCUGAUUUAACAGCAAGCACCCUGGCCACUUUUUGCAGCCCACUUAACCUGUACAUACAGUAUUAAUUUCAGCCUGUGGAGCAAAUGAGUCUAAAUGUAACUGAGCUCAAUGGGUUGACCAAAAUCUCCAAAUAUCCAUGGUUCCACGGGCUGCGGCCUGCUGCCUUUACAGAACAGACGUAUGAAGUACCUUAGUUCUUCUGUAGUGCAGCGCAUUGAGGCAUGUGGCUUUUCAAGAAAGUACACUGUGCGCGUGCCUUGGCUCUGUUUGGCAGUACUUUUUAAAUGGCUUACUAAACCGCUUAAGACCAUGUACAAGUAAUUUGCAAUUUUGUCAUAUGGAACCCUCGAACCGUUGCAAAUAAUUAUCUGUCUAAUUGCUGUAAGGGGAAAGCCAGUGUUUUGUAGAAGAUGACAAAAGUGGUUUACUGUUCAUAUUACUGCGCUGACGCAUCGCCCAUUAGAAAUCGUAUCCUAGCAAAUCGUUAUCUGCGCAUGUUCUGUUUAUCUUUUUCUUUUUGCUUUUGUCAUGUAAUAUCCAUAUCUGUAUUUAUAUUUUUUGUUUUAUUUUGUGUGUAUUAUGACAACUGUACAGACUACCCUUUUUUGUUAACACCCUCAUGUGAUAGAAUUUGCGAAAAUAUAAACUUCAGUUUGCUCUAGAAAUAAACCGACUUUAAAGCUC
Molecule: messenger RNA, 7739 nt
Organism: Conger conger (European conger)
Lineage: Eukaryota; Metazoa; Chordata; Actinopteri; Anguilliformes; Congridae
Gene: clasp1a
Product: cytoplasmic linker associated protein 1a
Exons: 42
Coding region: 514-5103 (1529 amino acids)
Biological process (GO): mitotic spindle assembly
Cellular component (GO): mitotic spindle; microtubule organizing center; spindle microtubule
Molecular function (GO): microtubule binding; kinetochore binding
Source: RefSeq, a predicted model, not a curated record